Molecule: messenger RNA, 1641 nt
Organism: Phymastichus coffea
Lineage: Eukaryota; Metazoa; Arthropoda; Insecta; Hymenoptera; Eulophidae
Gene: GABPI
Product: palmitoyltransferase ZDHHC23
Exons: 3
Coding region: 272-1180 (302 amino acids)
Biological process (GO): peptidyl-L-cysteine S-palmitoylation; protein targeting to membrane
Cellular component (GO): endoplasmic reticulum; Golgi apparatus
Molecular function (GO): protein-cysteine S-palmitoyltransferase activity
Source: RefSeq, a predicted model, not a curated record
AUAGGUUUUAGUAGGGAAGAAAUAUAAUGAGUGGCAUUGCUCGCUGCAGUAAGUACGAUCGAGACGCUAUAUUUAUUAUUACCGAGCUCAAUAAGUCGGCCAGUGCACAUGCGUUCGCCGUCCGACACUUGAGUAGCAUCGAAGGUAUUUAAUCGUGCUACCCCCGCUGCCAGUAUGUCAGUGUGCCUCGUUAAAAAAACUUGUAGACGACCUAACCUCGUUUUGCUCGGCUUCGUUUGACACGCGAAUUAUGUGAAAAAACGAAACAAAAAUGCGUCUUUACGGCAAAUUUCUUUGCAACCCUUAUGCUUGGAGAGAGAGGGCUGCGACGAAAGUCUCCUUCGACGCUGUUACUCCGAUAAUAGUUGUGCCGCUGUUGAUGUUUGUAGCAGCACAAAGUUUGUUGUGUUCGGUUGUCGUGUUUUCAUUGACGCCGCUUUUGAUAUACUACGUUCAUCGCAACUUCCUCAGGUUUCUCAUGAGGACCAAGUUCUUCUUCGUGUGGAUUAUUACGAGUAUCUUUGUUCUAAUGCUCAUCUUCGAGGUGAACGUUGUGCCAUUGCUGGAGAUCCUGCCUGAGGAGAAUCUUGCCUUCAUGAUUUUCGUUAUUGGUGGACUCACUUUUGGUUUUAUCACUAGAGAGAAGGCUGAACAUCCAUGGACUUACAACGAUGAAGCUUAUGAAAGGCUUGAGCUUGGUGCAGUUUCUGUGGAUGCUUGUAGUAUAUGUAAGAAAUCUACCCAACCCAUGACUUACCAUUGUAGAGUUUGUCAGACUUGUGUGUCUGGUCGACAGUAUCACAAUAAAUGGCUAGAUUGCUGUAUUGGUGCUAGUAAUUUGUGGUGGUACUUGGCAUGUCUGUUCUCUUCUGCAUUUGCAUUGAUUUUUGGAUCAAACUUAACAUUCACUACUAUUUGUCAUCCAUUUGUAUUUGUAUGGACCAUUCUGUUGCCUGACGAUUGCAGUGAUGCAUAUCAUCAAUUAGAUAUUUCUAUUUGUUUUGUCGGCGGAAUCUACAGUCUGCUUCUUGGAACAGUCAUGGCCUUUUACUUCUUCUUUCAUCUGUGGUUGAUGUAUCAAAAGACAACAGCAAAUGAGAGAAAACUACUUUAUAGCACUCAACCUACUGCUGGAUUCUUGAGAAAUGCAGCUCAACGUUGUUGUAAAUUGUUGUCUUAAUCGAUUUUUUAGAGCACUUACAAGUAGGCACUUAAUUUAUCUUUGAGUUCAUAUUUUCAAAGAUUAUUUAAUUUAAAAGCUACGGUCAAAAAACUAAACAUCUUUGAAAUUAGCACAUUAUUUAGUCAGUCUAAUCAAAGUACAUAUCGCUUAGUGUCGGCAUUUAAAACGUAGACACGUACGACUUAUUGCAUAUUGAAUAAUUGUAACUGUGAUACUUACAACUACAGUAUUAUCGAAGUGAAGAAAUUAGUUUACAAAGUUUUAAUGAAUUUUUAGCUUAUUUAUAAUUAAGACAAACGACGUCGUUAUAAUUACUGUACAAUGAUAAUUGAUAAGUUUACAAAAGGAAAAAAAAACGUGUGUGCAUGUGUGUGAGCACACCUACUACGUUAUUGUAUAUUUAAAAUAAGUUACUUAAGAAACUAGUGUCACACACACACACACACACAUUCGCGCAC